Alosa alosa (allis shad) is the source of this 2412-nucleotide messenger RNA. It is a transcript of the gene ngfra, whose product is annotated as nerve growth factor receptor a (TNFR superfamily, member 16). Gene Ontology annotation, molecular function: death receptor activity; coreceptor activity; nerve growth factor binding. Gene Ontology annotation, biological process: Rho protein signal transduction. The record is from RefSeq and is a predicted model, not a curated record. Gene Ontology annotation, cellular component: plasma membrane; cell surface. Lineage: Eukaryota; Metazoa; Chordata; Actinopteri; Clupeiformes; Clupeidae.
GCAGGCAGAUAUAGCCUCUCAUUUCUCCCCGUGCACGACUCUCGCCUCCGCAGUGCACUACUGGACAGCGUUCAGCACAGGACAGCUCUGUUUGCAACGAUCACCACUUGCGAGAACGCGCAGCAGCCUAGAGUAGGGCUACUACAGGACAGUUUAGAGACAGUCACAGUGACGCGCCGACCAGUCACAUCCCACCAAGUCCCCCUUCGCGGCUUCUUCGGACGGGAGUAAAACAUGCUCUAUAUAGACUACGCGGCAAGAUCACUGGAGUUAUUAUGAUCAUUUCACCUUCUACCUGUUCCUUGCAUAGGUUUUGCAAUUGAUUUGAGAUUAGAAGAUAGACACAGAUAAGGACUGUCGCAUCAUGGGUACCUUGUCGCUGGUGUUGCUGAGUGGAGUGGUGGUGUUGGCGCUGGGCUCUAAGCUGCAGCAGGCUGUCCAGGAGGAGGAGGACGAUGAGGAGUGUGAGUCGGGCCAGUACACCAGAUCAGGGGAGUGCUGCAAUCAGUGCCCACCCAGUAUCCUGCGCCCUCUUGGAGCUAGGCAGACCCCAGUCUCGCUUGGACUGUGCCUGGACAGCGAGACCUACUCAGAGACGUACAGCCACACAGAGCCUUGCAAAACCUGCACCGAGUGCCUGGGCAUGAUGCGCAUGCUGACGCCCUGCACGGACUCCAACGACGCCAUGUGCGUCUGCGACUACGGCUUCUUCCUGGGGCCGAUGUCGGGUCACUGUGAGCCAUGCACGGUGUGCCCGCGCGGCGAGGGCGUGCUGUCGGGCUGCGACCACCACCGCGACACGGUAUGCGAGCCGUGCCUGGACAGCUCGUACUCGCAACAUGACAGCUCGCUUGACCCCUGCCUGCCCUGCACCAUCUGCGAGGACAACGAGGUGCUGAUGCGCAACUGCACGCCUGAGAUUGACGCCAUUUGCCACGACCCCAAUGCCCCCACCUACCCCCCCCCCCCCACGUUUUCUCUCCUUCCCUCGGAUUUCGACCCGACGAUGCCCGACGACUCGCUGAGCCCCACCCCAGGGGGCGAGUCCACCACGACCAACCCCAGUUCGCCGCGCUACAUCGGCCACGGCUUCAACGAGAACCUCAUCCCCAUCUACUGCUCCAUCCUGGCCGCGGUAGUGGUGGGCCUGCUGGCCUACAUCAUCUUCAAGAGGUGGAACAGCUGCAAGCAGAACAAGCAGGCGGCCAACAACCGCGCCGCCACAGCCAACCAGACGCCGUCGCCCGAGGGCGAGAAGCUGCACAGUGACAGCGGCAUCUCCGUGGACAGCCAGAGCCUGCAGGAGCAGCAGGCAGCCCAGCAGGCACAGGCGCAGAGCCCAGGGCAGGGACCCACGCAGUCGCACUCCCAGACGCAAAUGCAGACACACGCGCCCGAGCAGAUAGUGGUGCGGAUGGAUGGGGCAGGCCAGCCGGACUCCCCCCCUGCACAAGCCUGAGGGAGAUGAUGGAGGAGGAAGAGGAGGCAGCAGCAGUGGUGAGAGAUGGCAGACGAGGGAGCAGGGAGUCGUUCUCAUCGUCCUCGCAUUGUGAGAAAAGGGGCCAGUUGCCCCAUGUUAAGGAACUCUAGCAUGUGACUGGAUGGGAGCAGGCUCACAACCAGCCUUCCUUGGUAUGGACCAGUAGAACUUCCUGGAGCAUCCUGGUGUGAAAUCCUUCCUCAAACUGAAUGCUUCACUAAGCUCUGCUCACCAAACAUUAACCCCUGUCAAUACACACACACACACACACACACACACACACACACACACACACACACACACACACACACACACAAAUGCAGACUCUUUUGCCGCAGCAACCACACAAUCCCUUCAAACGACCUGGAAAGGACCCCCAGCCUCAAAGCCCUGUCAGUCACAGUGUUGAACAUUCUCCCACCCUUUUACACACAACCCAUCCUAACUUUCCAGCAAGUACGUACAUCCCAAAGGGACUUCCAGCAUGUGAACUUAAUCAGUCCUACCAACAGCAGAGAUGCUACCACAACGCUAUCAGACCACAUGGACCCACAGCCCCCACCUCCAUCACCACCAUGCACUCCUCCCUUCACCUCCCAUGCACCAUCACUGCCAGCUCUGACCUUCCACUAACAGACAGAUGGGUGGAGCCCCUGAGAGGAUGGGAGAGGAGUGCAGGGGCUGAGGCAAAGAUGAAGUUGCUCUCUCUCUCUUGCCGGUGUGCUUUUGUCCUUCCUCUCUUUCGUUUCAUUGCCAUGUUUUUCAUUUCAUAUUUUUCAUGGCCUUCCUGAUCACCUCAUCCUGCCAUCUUGCUCCCAUUCAUGCUGACAAACAUGAUCACCACACCACACACACAUGUACACACGCACACACACACACACACACACACACACACACACACACACACACACACACACACACACACACACACA